UGCUACCGGCAAUUAUUUAUUUUGUACUAAUGAUUCUAAUUAUAUCUAAAACUACAUGGAACAUAUCGUCUUUGCCGAUAACGUCAUCGACGUAUGGCAAUGGGAAGCGUGCUUAGAAUCGAAAUGUAGAUGGGAGGGAAGUCCGGCUUCCAUCAAAUUGCUGUAAACUUAGACAUGAGAAUGAAAGUUGUCUGAGGCAAACAUGGCGCCGCAUGGUAGGCAAAGUAAUGCUGUUGGUAAAAGAAAUGUGCUGAAAGUAAUUAAGCUGUGUUUCGAGAAGUACUUAACAAAACAGUUUCUGUAUUCACUGGUAUUUGAUCCCCAUAGAUUGACUUUUGUAGCAUGUUGUCUUUUGCUGGCAGAAGUCGUGGUCAAUAUUCUAGUUAUCCAGCAAGUGAAAUACACAGAGAUUGAUUGGGUGGCGUACAUGCAGGAAGUGGAGGGUGUUUUGAAUGGAACUUUUGAUUACACGCAUCUGAAAGGUGACACAGGACCACUUGUUUAUCCAGCAGGCUUUGUUUAUAUUUAUACUGUGUUGUACUACGUCACAAAUCAUGGACAAAAUAUAAGACUUGCACAGUAUAUAUUCGCUUCUUUGUACAUCUCCCUUCUUUGCUUAGUAUUCAGAAUUUACAUGAAAAGCAAGAAAGUGCCUCCUUAUGUUUUGGUUCUAACUUCUUGUUCUUCGUAUCGCAUCCAUUCAAUAUUCGUGCUGCGACUAUUCAAUGAUCCCGUGGCCAUGGUUUUGUUUUAUGCAUCAGUGAAUCUCUUCUUAGAUUCCAAAUGGAGCCUGGCAAGUUUGUUAUAUAGCAUGGCAGUAUCAGUGAAAAUGAAUAUUCUGCUAUUUGCACCAGCCAUUCUGUUGAUGUACUUAACAUGCCUUGGCCUGAAGGGAACAUUAAUACAGUUGACAAUAUGUGCGUCUGUUCAGAUUCUUCUUGGUAUGCCAUUUAUUCUGACUAAUCCUAUAGCUUAUAUUCAUGGUGCUUUCAACCUUGGUCGUGUAUUUUUGUAUGAGUGGACGGUGAAUUGGAGGUUUAUGCCAGAGGACAUUUUCACAAGUUUGUACUUUCAUAUGGGGCUCCUUGUGUUGCACAUAACCUUACUUCUGUUCUUCUAUAAUUCUGCGCUGACCUGCCUUCAAAGUUAUGCUACGCUAAUUGGUAUCGAGAAGAAGGUGAGGAGACAGCUUUCGAACCGCACAGAAAAGGUGAAUAUGGACACAGCAUCACAGUUGCUGUUGCUGCCACUUUUCACUGCCAACCUCAUUGGCAUAGCCUGCAGUAGGUCCUUGCAUUACCAGUUCUAUGUCUGGUACUUCCACAGUCUUCCCUAUCUUCUUUGGUCUACUCAUUUUACAAGUAUUGGUAGGCUGUGCAUCCUUGGAAUCAUUGAACUGUGUUGGAACACUUUUCCAUCAACAUAUCUGAGCAGCAUCACAUUACACUUGUGCCACAUCAUUAUCUUGUUAGGUCUGGCUAGAAGCAGGCCAACUCUGAAGCUGAAAUAAGAGCACGCCAAGUGUCAUCUGAAUUGUACAGAAUUGAAGUGUGUGUACUGAGGAGGGAAUGGCUACAGAGAACCACAGGUCAAUCCACAAGUCUCAGGGUUUAUUUUAAGGAAAUCCUAAAUACUAGUACAAAUCCAUUCUCCAUACCCUGUGACAAGAACUUUGAUGCUGUAUGCAGAAGAGGACAGUGAAGUGAGAUUUUCUUGCAGUCCACGUCACUCAGUAUGACAGUACUAUGUAACAUCAUGAAUCCUUUUCUUGAUUAGUGUUAAACCUACAGUCUUAUCUGCAACAAUUUAUGAAAAUUUUAUAAAAGCUAGUCACUUUAAAAGUUUUCACAACAUGUUUCAACCCAAUUGGGCAUCAUCAGGUGUUGAAAGUUGUGGGUGAGGAAACUGCUGUCUUUCUGCAUUGAUGUUAAGUUGUUGAUAUUUGGUUCCCCAAGCUUAUAUUAAGUUUUAAUAAAUUGUUGCACAUAAGACUGUAGAAUUAACACUAAGUGAGAAGUGCAACAGGAUGCUUUAAUAUAAUUAUUACCUUUUCUUGGUGUUUAUGUACAUAAACUCUUUGACAAAACAGGAAUCUUCAAAACUUUCCUUCAUGAAACAGGGAACAUUUUGAAGGUCAAGCUUUUUGCUGUGUCCACAUUUUUAAAUUGUGCUAAUAUUUGGUCCAUUUAAAUGUUCCUAAAAUAACAAUAUAUAUACCUGGCUGUAAUACAAUUGUUUUUACUUUGAUUUUCCUUUAAGACAUGGAUUACCUUUUUAAGUUUGAAAAAAAUGGGUUAAAAUCAGUUUCUGUAGAAAUAUCAUCCAGAAACUAUGGUUUGCCACAGAACUUGGUAAUCCGUACAUUUCCAAAGCAUAUAUCAUGAUCAGUUUUCUGGUAUUUUAAUCAUUAUACUCAUGUGCAAUUUGUACACUUCUCUGAAGAACUCUGCCUUUUGGGAUGUAAUGCUGUGUAUUCAAUUGAAGGUCAGCUGAUGUUUCAGAGGAACGUAUCGCCUCCAUCUUAAGGCUUGAAGUAUAAGUCAUGUAAGAAACCAGUGUGAAGAAGGUAGUCAUCUUUCAAUGGACUACAUGGUGUUAUAUGCCAGAAGAUAGAACUCUUCAUAACCACUGCUGUGAGAAACUCAAAUCCUACGUGUACAGUUCUGUGUUUUUGUGCUGUUAGAUUACAGCCUGUGUCUCCACUUUUGAAGUACAUUUUACAGUGAUAACAUCGAUGGGAUGUGAUGCCAUAUUUCCAUUGCCUUCUUUUUCCCCCGCUUAGUGGGGGGUGGAACCCAGCUGGGUCCACUUGGCAUGGUGACCACUGAUUGGCCUAUUGUACCUGCCCCAG
Messenger RNA from Cryptotermes secundus, 2851 nucleotides. RefSeq names its product lethal(2)neighbour of tid protein (gene Alg3). Gene Ontology annotation, cellular component: endoplasmic reticulum. The transcript has 2 exons. Lineage: Eukaryota; Metazoa; Arthropoda; Insecta; Blattodea; Kalotermitidae. The record is from RefSeq and is a predicted model, not a curated record. Gene Ontology annotation, molecular function: dol-P-Man:Man(5)GlcNAc(2)-PP-Dol alpha-1,3-mannosyltransferase activity. Bases 203 to 1510 code for a protein of 435 amino acids.